CCGGGACUCCACACAGGAAGAAGAAAGGGAAAAUCAGAAAAACCUGAACAUGGUAAUGGUGGAGUCCUACUUUAAGGAGGAAGAGGAGGAAAUUCCCAUUGAUACCCGACAAGAUGAACCCGAUGGAGAUGCUCUGCAGAAACAUCCCAAACCUCAGCACUCCAGCGAGAUCUGUGCGGAGGAGGAGGAGGAGGAGGAAGGAACGGAGGAUGAUGAGGGCGGAACCCUCAGGGGUCUGAAUGUCAUCAUCAAAUCAGAGACUGAGGAGGAGGAAGAGGCGGUGAUCAAAAGGGAAGAGGUUACAGACAUCAUCCCAGUUGACUUUCAGAAGAAGAAUCCUCAAGACUACAGGACAGCAAACGACACUGAAUCCAAAGAGCGCCUGUCUGUGUGGAAAUCAGAAGAUGUCUCAGGGUGGGGCACCGAACCUAUGGCGAGCCCAAAGAUCCUGACCAUCAACCACCAGACUUUGACAGGCGAUAAGCCCUUUUCAUGCACAGAGUGCGGCGGGUUCUUCAAACACAAGUCCAGCCUUGUUCUCCACCGGCGUAUCCACUCGGGGGAGAAGCCGUAUUCUUGCUCCGAGUGCGGCAAACAGUUUAUCCAGAAGGCGAACUAUCUGCGACACCAGCGGCUCCACACAGGCGAGAAGCCGUACAAAUGCACCGAGUGCGGCAAAGAGUACGCACAGAAGCAGAGCUUGGUGAUGCACCAGAAGUUCCAUGCUGAAAACGAACCUUUCUCUUGCCCUGAAUGCGGCGCCAAUUUUAUUAGACAGUCGCACCUGGUCAACCACAGGAAGACUCACAAAGGCUUUCGGCGCUACACAUGCCCGGAUUGUGGAGACUUUUUCAUGCUAAGGUCAAGUCUGGUCAUCCAUCAGAGGGUCCACAGUGCAGAGAAGCCCUUUUCAAGCUGAGAGGGGCAGUGGCAUGACCAGACUGGCACAGCGGGAAAAGACUUGUGCUUCAGCACGCGCUCUUGCUGCUGUCGCUCUUGGCGCUGUUCAGCAGCCAAGAUGCUAAAAGAGGAACAGGAAUGGACACUACUUUUUUUUUUUUAGGAUCCAUAAAAGUCUAACCCACAUCCCUGUCUUGUAUACUUGUCACCAUGGCAGACGUGGGUGAUAACUCUGAGA
Rana temporaria (common frog) is the source of this 1138-nucleotide messenger RNA. Its product is annotated as gastrula zinc finger protein XlCGF8.2DB-like. Lineage: Eukaryota; Metazoa; Chordata; Amphibia; Anura; Ranidae. The transcript has 5 exons. Bases 50 to 919 code for a protein of 289 amino acids. The record is from RefSeq and is a predicted model, not a curated record.